Molecule: messenger RNA, 4737 nt
Organism: Phaedon cochleariae (mustard beetle)
Lineage: Eukaryota; Metazoa; Arthropoda; Insecta; Coleoptera; Chrysomelidae
Source: the annotation of a GenBank genome assembly
AUGUCUUGGCCAACUUGGACAACUGCUGCUGGCCCCCCUAUACCUUCGGUAGUAGCAGGACCCCCCAUCGCCUCCACUUUGCUCCCAACAGCAAUAAACUCCGCUCCCACUGUCUUGCCGCCCAAUCUGCAGUACAAUCAGGAACAGUGGGCGCAGGCGCAACAACAGAACUGGCAACAGUGGGCUCAGUGGCAGCAACAAUAUCAACAAUGGCAUCAGCAGUAUGGCGCAGAGUAUCAAAAGUCGAUGAGCGCUAUGCAAGGUGCUCCUCCAGCAAUAAUGCAACCUGGACUACCAACAGGCCAGCCUCCAUUACCGAGUCUCUCAAUGACCAUGGCUCCUCCCUUGCCUGUCGACAAUAAACCACCUCUACCGCCAGAAGAACCACCUGCAAAUCAACCCAAUAUUCCCUCAUACACCACCGGUCCCCCUAAGCCUGCCCAAACGGGCUAUAACACUGCCCCACCAUCGCUUAUGGCGCAGCAACCACUCCAUAAUCAACCUCCCCCUAAUCAGGCUGGAGAUCCUUAUGGUAGGCAAAACUGGGGCAACGCUCAGAAGAGACCAGGACCUCGAGAUAGCGCCUAUGAGGGAGCUAAGAAACCUUCGAUAGAAAGAGAAGGAGCUACCCAGUGGCAGGGUGGUACUCAACAAUAUAAUCAGCCCCCUCCGCAAGCUGCGGCUGCCAAGCCUGCAGUAGAAGAGCUGUCUGAAGCUGAGAAGAAAUUUGACAAGGAGUUUGCUGCCUGGGAGGCCCAGUUCAACAAGUGGAAGGAUCAGAACGUUAAUCAUCCUGAUAAGACUCAGUAUCGAGAGUACGAGAAGAAAUGGGAGUCUUGGAGGAAUUCGUUGCUCGAGAGGCGUGAGCAAAUGAGGCGGAAGAGGGUAGCGAUGAGCGGUCAAGCAAGCACAGCCACGGAAACUAGCAAACCCCAGUCGUUCUCGAAACCCCCACCCGUGCAACAACCACCUACUAGUCAGCCGGCACCCUCGGCCCAGCCAACGAGCUUUCAGUCUCCCUCGCAGCCCUUUACUACCCAAAGACCACCUCUUGGCGCGAAACCAAGUUUGCUCGGGCCUGGACCUCAGUUCGCAGGGAAUAAUCAGUUUGGGGCUUCUGCGGCAGUCAAAGACUCCGACAAUUUCUUCAACAAACCUCCACCGAAUCAGAACAAUGAACCUCUUAGUUUCAAUAAACCGCAAUCUUAUCCAGUGGCCGAAGAGAUUGAGAAUGAUGGAGACAGUUUCUUGAAAUCUACUGCAUCUUCUGGUGGUGGAAUACCUGGACUGGAUUUGGUGCAAGAUGACGAUAAAGUAGAAGACGAACCAGAAACUGAUGUUAUUGAGUUGGAUAAGGAACAACACCGCCAAGAGCAAGAAUCUCAGGCGCCGAACAAAGGGCCAGACUUGGACGCGAUUUCCAAAGGAAUUAACUCGAUUCUAGGAGACCAGAAACUGCUAAGCAUGUUAUCGAUGGUGUCUCAGAAUGCUCCUCCCUCUAAAACUUCCGCAGGUCUUCUGCCAGGUUACAGUCAGGGACCGAGAUUCAAUGGACCUCCUCCUACUCAGCAACUUCAAGGUUUCAAACCUCAACAACCUCCUCCCCAGGAUCGUGGCUACAAUCAAAGCAACCUGGCAAAUAAUGAAUACUCCAACCAGAGCUAUGACGAUAGAUCCAAUCAGGAAGACUUUUAUCAACAGCGGGAGCAGGUGAACAACUUCGAUGAUCAAACUAGAAGUAGCUUCACCAUGGGGCCGAAUGAUGAUCAGGGCUAUAGGAAUAGAGGUCCUCCUCCAGGUAGACAGGAUAUGAUGGGCGGGCCUCCUCCAGGUAGACAGGAUAUGAUGGGUGGACCUCCAGGUAGACAGGAUAUGAUGGGUGGACCUCCUCCAGGUAGACAAGAUAUGAUGAGUGGACCUCCUCCAGGUAGACAGGAUAUGUUGGGCGGUCCUUCAGACCGUUUUGGCAAUGCUCAGGAGAAAUUUGGUGGGCCCCAAGACAGAUUCGGGGGACCUCCUCCUCAAGAUAACAGGAAUAAUUUCGGUCCUGGAGGACCAAGGAUGGACAAUUAUGGAGGAGCGCCUCCACAGGAGAAUAGGAACUUUGGAAUGGGUGGUCCUAGGAAUGCUCCAGAUAACUAUGGUGGCCCACCACAUGAAAACAGAAAUAACUUUGGACCUGGUGGCCCGAGAAACGCUCCUGGCAGAGCUUUCGGAAGAGAUAAUUACAAUGAUGGAUUCGAGGAUAAUUACGGGAAAGAUAACAAGUUCCAGGGUGAUAACUUCAGAAAUGAUAGAUUCGGGGGUGGGAAUAAUUUCGAUAAAGGGAGAGGUAACUUCAAUAUGGGUGGUGGGGACAAUUUCGGUAGAAAAGAUAACCAUUUCAACAGAGACAAUUUCGGAAAUAACAGAGAUAGUCGUUUCGGUGGUCCUGGCAAUUAUGACGACGACUAUAAUGAAGAUGAAAACGACUACGACGAUUAUCACAGAAGGUUCAAUGAGGAUGAAGACCAAUACCAGGAUGAUCGCUAUGAGGAGGAAGAUAGAUAUCAUGAGGAGGAUAUGCGUGGACCUCCGCCUCCCCAAAUCAAACCGAAUAUUCCUUCAUUGAUGGAUCGGAUCGCUCCGGCUCCACCACAUAUUCGCGGUCAGCUGCCACCGAUCGUUGAGCAGCCACCGCCAAUUGAAGAGGAACUGCCGCCUAUGGAAGAUGACAUACUAUUCGAGCCGGCCCAACUGAUUGAGUAUGAGCACAAGUCGCUGAUACCACCUGAACCUGAUGUGGCCGUAGAACCUUCCAACAUGUUCGACUACCAACACAAACCCUUGAACCGCAUCCUCCUGAUGGAGAGACCGAAAUGGCUAGUCGAAGAAGUCAAAUUCAUCCGGGAAUUCGACUUCUUACCACCCAGAUACGAGAAACCCGCUGCAGUGCACACUGUCGACAGAUUCGCACCUCCCCCCAGAGUAAUGCGAGACGAUUUCGGACCUAGAGACCGUGAUUUCCUACCCAGAGACAGAGAUUUCUUACCCAGAGACAGAGAUUUCGCUCUCAGAGAUAGGGAUUUAGCUCCAAGAGAUAGGGAUUUAGCUUCAAGAGACAGAGAUUUGGCUCUGAGAGAUAGAGACUUGGGUCCGAGAGACAGGGAGUUUGAUAGAGAGUACCAGGAGUUGGGACCUAGGGGUAGUGAACGUUACAAUAGGGGUCGAUCCAUUGAGGGAAGAGACAGAGGAAACGAGAGAGACAGAGGAAACGAGAGAGACAGAGGAAACGAGAGAGACAGAGGAAACGACAGAGACAGAGGAAACGACAGAGACAGAGGAAACGACAGAGACAGAGGAAACGACAGAGACAGAGGAAAUGACAGAGAUAGAGAAAACGAUAGAGACAGAGGGAACAACAGAGACAGAGAUUAUGAGUACAGUAGAAGGGAUCGAGUGGACGAUAUGGAUGACAGAGGUGGAUCGAGGUUUGAGAGAGACAGACACAGUAGAGGUAGCCAGGAGAAUAAUAGGAAAAGUGAAGGCUCGCGAAUGAAUAAACACGAUUUUGAGGAACUUUCCGAUGAGGAUAUGGAUUGGGAGCAGGGGGAGCAAAAGAGGCAUAAACGACAGCAGGAUAGUAGGCGCAGCAGAAGUAAAAGUCCUGAGUUGUUGAGCAAUCCUCCUAAUCCUACGGCUACCGUAGCAGAAAUAACGAUGAUCGAAGAUAUCAUCAAUUCUCCUGGGAGAAAUAAUAGACCUCCUAGAAUCGUGAUCAUUUUGAGAGGGCCACCAGGUAGUGGAAAAACAUUCCUUGCAAGAUUGAUAAAAGAUAAAGAGGUUGAAAAUGGUGGAUCAACACCAAGAAUUUUAUCAUUAGAUGACUAUUUUAUGGUUGAACAUGAAAAGAAAGUGAUUGAGGAUGGAAAAUUGCAGACCAUCAAAGAAAUGGUAUAUGAGUAUGAAGCUGAAAUGGAGGAUUCAUACAGAGCUUCAUUUUUGAAAUCUUUCAAGAAAACCAUCACUGAUGGAUAUUUCCCUUUUGUGAUCGUUGAUAAUGUCAACGAUAAAGUUAAACAUUUUGGGGAAAUGUGGAGUUUCGCAAAACAAAAUGGAUUUCAGGUAUACAUUUGCCAGUUAGAUUUGGAUCCGGUGCAGUGCACGAAACGUAACAUUCACGACAGAACAGAGGCGGAAAUAGAAGAAUGUAUUUCCGGUUGGGAACCCACUCCUUCCCAUCAUCCCACUAUAGAUGCUUCCGGUCUCUUGCAAUCCUCCGGUAUAUCCGAAGUAGAAAUGGAAGUCGAAGAACAGUCUGACAAUAAAAAGUCAGGGGAGGAUGAAGCGGAAGAGGGAGCUGCUGAGGGGAGGGACCAAAUAAGAAGCAAAUGGGAUACUUUCGACUGUUCUAGUAAUAGCCUUGCCAAGCUUGAUGGAGUCAGCAAACCCCUUCGAAAAGCAAGAACCAUGGAAGAAUUCCUCCAACUGGAAGACCAGUGGCAACCAAUACAACCCACCAAAUCGGGGAAGAAGAGGGUUCGGUGGGCCGAUUUGGAGGAACAGAGGGAACAGGAGAAGAUGAGGAAGAUAGGGUUCGUGGUGGGGCACACAAACUGGGGUAGGAUGAUGGACCCAACAGGAGGCAGUGGCGCGCUCACUAGAACGAAAUAUUUUUAGUUUCUGUACAUCCCUUCGAAAAGAUUGUACAAUUUAUUCAUAUUGAAAUAAAAUGAUAGGUUUAGGAUAAGUGUUUGC